Messenger RNA from Candida albicans SC5314, 1329 nucleotides. RefSeq lists its product as uncharacterized. The transcript has a single exon. The coding region runs from base 1 to 1329 and encodes 442 amino acids. The record is from RefSeq and is a predicted model, not a curated record. Gene Ontology annotation, biological process: regulation of DNA-templated transcription. Lineage: Eukaryota; Fungi; Ascomycota; Pichiomycetes; Serinales; Debaryomycetaceae. Gene Ontology annotation, molecular function: sequence-specific DNA binding; zinc ion binding.
AUGAAUGGAGCAAAUCAGAAUAUCCCUAACACUUUGCCAAGAUUACCAUCAUUUCAACAAUUGAGUGAAACAAUUCGCAACCCCGAUUUUCCAGACCUGCUGCAAAAAACUCAUCAUCAAUAUCAUCAACAGCAUAGAUUUCAAAAUACCCCCAUUGACUGCAAGUCUCUAAUGUUGUUCCCAAUAAAUUAUACACCUGUCAAUGAUAAUGGUGUUGCUACUGCAGCUGCUACUGCUACUGCUACUGCUCCUGUCAAUGGUAUUGUUACCACUAAUAGUUUGAAUGGCAAUUCCAUUAUGGAAUAUUCUUAUGGACCAACAUUACAUGGCAGACAUGAAAGUUAUCCUAAUCAAUAUGUAUUCCCCAAUCAAGAAUCAAAGACAGGAAUUCCAAUUUCUAAUCGAGUAUCACCUACUUCAAUGGAUAGAACUAAAGCACAUUCUUUGGACUUGGAAUUGACUAAUCGUGUUAAUACGACCAAUAAUGAUGCUAAAACCUAUUCCAAAAAAUAUAAGGUUGUGUUUGAUUUAAUUCAAUUUUUGAAAAAAUUUGAAAUCAAAUAUAAUGAAUUGAAACAUUAUACAUUUGAUUUAGAAAAUGAUAAGAAUUCAAAUGUAUUGGAGAAAAUGGUUACUGAAUUAUCAAUAGAUGAUAUAAAUGAAGCAUUAGUUAAUACUAAGAAACUUGCUAAUGUUUUUGAAAAUAUUAAAAGUAUUAAUGAAAAUAGUACCAAGUCCACCAAUGAUAUGAGAAGAAAGAAUGGAUUAUUUGUAUAUGAGAAUGGUAAUAAGAAACAACAACAACAACAGCAACAACAUGGUGAAAAAAGAAAAAUUCGAAAAAAGCAUCAGCACCAAAUGGCAAAGACUAAAUCAUUAUCUACAAAUGGUGAAGCUAUUCCUAUGCAAAUGAGUGUCAGUCGCAAUAAUGGUAGUAUUACUUCAACUGGGUUUUUGCAACUGGUUCAACAACAAGCACCGCAACCGCAACCGCAAUCACAGCCACAAACACAACACCAACAACUACAACCAGCACUGGAAUUAGUCCCACCACACACGCAAGCACAAACACUAUCAGCAGUAACAUCUAAUCUCACUAAUGGGAAUUUGAAUACCGAGUUGAGUGCAAAACCAGAAAUUACUUGUCAACAUUGCUGCUCUCAAGAAACCCCGGAAUGGCGCCGAGGACCUGAAGGUAGUAGAACGUUGUGUAAUGCAUGUGGAUUAUUUUAUUCCAAGUUGAUUAAAAAAUAUGGAUUACGAGAAGCUGAUAAAGUUAUGCUACAUCGUAAACAAACCGGGACAGUCAAUGAUAGAAGAAUUUUUUAA